CGUUAUGAACCUUCCGAUAGACCAAUUGUUUGUUCACUCCCAAAUAGUUCCAUUAGAUGGUUAACAUAUGACGCAACUCGAAGAUCUCAAAGAAUGGAAGGCCCUCCAACAAAUUUAUCCCCUUUUACUUUCCAGUAUACAAAGGUCAAGCAAGCGCCUCGGCGAAGAUCAAUUAUACGCCGCUACGAUAGAUCAGCUAUUCUAGGAGCUACAAAUGAUUGAACUAUCACGCCCACGAAGCUCUCAUCUUCCACGCGGUGUUGUAUAUGAAUGCAUGGAUGAAUUUAGAAAACUUCUAGACGUCUUUGAGUCCUUUGUGGAUGGCGAAUCGAUCAGAGGUAACGAAUCGGACUGGGCCAUGCGCCCUCGCCCUCCAAACGACUUUUCUAGACGCUUCCCGAAGCUUGAUAGGGUCCUGACGUACCGGUCAGGGGAUAUAAUAGAGAAACAGGUGUUCCGCUUUGAUGUAUCGACAGUGGACGACAUACAAUGCGCUAUCGAAACUAUUACAGAAGUCAAUACAGCUCUCCUGUCUAUUUAUCCUACUCCGAUACGUUCCUUCGCAGCGCCACCAACCAGCAGCGAGCAUUCGAAGGUUGACGAUAGUAUUCGCAUAUUUACUGAGAAUGUCCUCGACAGAUUAAACGUGCUCUUUUCCAAAUGUAAAUACGAUAUCGCUCAUGGGAUGAUGGUUAGGUUCUCUGGAUUGCGGGAAUUGGGUAAGGAUGCUCUCCCGGCAAAUUUAAAUUUGCUUCUCAGUUCCUGUGCGAGCUAUGCGAAUGAUGCUAUCAUCUGGCAGGGGGGCUUCAUGCCCAUACUCCUCAAUUGGGAAUUAAGUGAUCAAUCCAGCGCUAUAGGAGAUCUCUGUAGUACGAUCGAACAAUCCUUGCGUCUUGAUGAACACCUUCGAUUUCACCUAGCAGGCGAAGAGCUUUUUCCUUCCGAGCACGCCGAGAGGAGUUCGACGCGCGAUAGCGGGAAACUUGGGCUAUCAUUACAUGAAAUGAUCAAAGCAAAUAGGUUCCAACGGAUCACAUUGAGCUCAGAAGACAGGUUCUCAAUAUGGGAGAAGAGGGCACUCGCACUCAAUCUUGGGAUUUUAUUCAUGCAUUUAUACGACUGUAAAUGGACCGAGAACGGAUAGGAAGCAGCCAAUAUGCAUUUCCUCGCUUCUUUGGCGGACCACAAAUACGACAAUUUACUCCAAAUCCCCCCAUACCUGGCCUACGGUUCUCGUGUGAGCUCAACCGAAGGAGCCCAACACCCGUUAUUCAAAGGAUUUCCUGACUUUCUAUUAUUUAAAAAACUUCCCUUAGAACUGAAAUUCGGAGAGGGGAUCACCGUAACACAACGCGAUAAACUUGACACACCAAGUUUAUAUAUCACUCUACUCGUUGCUCUCGACCGCGCGCAAGUAUCAGAACCCCGACAACGA
Hypoxylon trugodes is the source of this 1435-nucleotide messenger RNA. RefSeq lists its product as uncharacterized. The transcript has 3 exons. NCBI's taxonomy places the organism in Eukaryota, Fungi, Ascomycota, Sordariomycetes, Xylariales, Hypoxylaceae. The coding region runs from base 215 to 1144 and encodes 309 amino acids. The record is from RefSeq and is a predicted model, not a curated record.